Mercurialis annua (annual mercury) is the source of this 3652-nucleotide messenger RNA. Its product is annotated as regulator of telomere elongation helicase 1 homolog. Gene Ontology annotation, biological process: negative regulation of t-circle formation; negative regulation of DNA recombination; regulation of double-strand break repair via homologous recombination. The transcript is spliced from 24 exons. Gene Ontology annotation, molecular function: hydrolase activity, acting on acid anhydrides, in phosphorus-containing anhydrides; DNA polymerase binding; DNA binding. NCBI's taxonomy places the organism in Eukaryota, Viridiplantae, Streptophyta, Magnoliopsida, Malpighiales, Euphorbiaceae. The record is from RefSeq and is a predicted model, not a curated record. Gene Ontology annotation, cellular component: nucleus. The coding region runs from base 131 to 3274 and encodes 1047 amino acids.
ACUUAAAACGACAUCAGUUCUUGAGCAGAGCUAAUGGCGGGAAAAUCCUUGCUCUCUAGGGUUUAACUGUGUUUUCUCCAAAGACAAGACACUGAAGAAUUUUGCUGCCUUUUCAGAAUCCAAUCAGACAAUGCCAACGUACAGGAUCAGGGGAAUCGACGUUGAUUUCCCGUAUGAAGCCUACGAGUGCCAGCUCGUUUACAUGGAGAAAGUCAUCCAGUCACUCCAAAACAAAUGUAAUGCACUUUUGGAAAGUCCAACUGGAACUGGGAAAACUCUGUGUCUUCUAUGUGCUACAUUGGCUUGGAGGAAAAGCUUAGGUCCGUUUUCGACUGGUCAAGUUAAAAAGAAUGGCCGCACUGCGGGGAGCAAAUCUGACGAUACACCAUCAUCACCGUCGGCUUCUCAAGGUUCUAGUAAUCUUCCUACUAUUGUGUAUGCUUCCCGCACCCAUAGUCAACUCCGACAAGUUAUUCAAGAGUUGAAGCGGUCCGCCUACAGGCCCAAAAUGGUAAUAUUAGGAUCUCGGGAGCAACUGUGUAUUCAUGAUGAAAUCAGUUUACUACGUGGAAGAGCACAGACGCAUGCUUGCCAAUAUGUUUGCAGAAGGAAGGAAAAAAGGGGUCAAUGCAUUCAUUUUUCUAAGGUUCCAGGGUUUGUGGAGCGUAAUCCAUGUCUUGGGGAUGAACCGAUAGACAUAGAAGAUUUGGUUAAGAUGGGUAGAAGAUUUGGGCCGUGCCCUUUUCAUAUAUCAAGGGAACUCCACAAGGUGGUCGACAUUUUGUUUGCCCCUUAUAAUUAUCUUAUUGAUCCCAGCUAUAGAAAAUCUCUUAAAAUUGAUUGGGAGAAGAGUAUACUGAUAUUUGAUGAAGCUCACAACCUGGAAAGCUUAUGUGCAGAUGCUGCCUCUUUUGACUUAUCAUCUGGACUUCUAUCUGCUUGCAUUUCUGAAGCAAAAUCUUGUAUUGAGCUUUCUGUAGCAAGGAGGGAACAAGCAAAUGACAAAUCACACAAUCCAGAUAAUUAUGCUAUUCUCAAAGCAAUUCUUUUGAAACUUGAGAAACGGAUAACUGAAGUGCCUAUUGAGUCCAAGAACUUAGGGUUCACAAAGCCCGGGCCCUACAUCUAUGAAAUGCUUGCUGAUCUUAAUAUUACACAUGAUACUGCUUCUAAGCUCAUUGAUACAAUUGAGGAUGCGGCUCUACUAAUCGAGGAAGAUAAACAGAACAGGGCAAACAGUGCAGUCUUCAGGCUGGAAAGCAUUGGUGACAUCUUAAAAUUAAUAUUUAGGGAGAAGAACAAUGCUCAUGCACAUUUUUAUCGCGUGCAUGUUCAGGACGUUGAGGCAAGUGCUUCAGAUGCCCCGAAAGGUAAGGCAUCUAGAACUCUGAGUUGGUGGUGUUUUAGUCCAGCCAUUGCCAUGGAAGAGUUCUCCCGAUUGGGCGUUGGCUCUGUUAUAUUAACAUCUGGAACAUUAUCUCCCAUGGAAUCAUUUGCGCAAGAGUUGAAAUUAAAUUUUCCUAUUCGAUUGGAGAACCCUCAUGUCAUUUCCUCAAAUCAGAUUUGGGCUGGUGUUGUACCAACUGGCCCAUCAGGGCGGUCGUUUAACUCAUCUUAUAGAAAUCGUGAUUCAAUAGAAUACAAACAAGAACUCGGGAAUGCUAUUGUCAAUUUUACUCGAAUUGUACCCGAUGGAUUGCUUGUGUUCUUCCCAUCCUACUACCUCUUGGACCAGUGCAUUGCAUGCUGGAAGAAUGUUGGUCAUGCAAAGUCAACAACAAUAUGGGAAAGAAUAUGCAAACACAAGAAACCUGUUGUUGAACCUAGACAAUCUUCUCUGUUUCCUUUGGCAAUUGCGGACUAUAUGGCCAAGCUGAAGGAUACAUCAAGCUCUGGUGCCGUUUUUUUUGCUGUUUGUCGAGGCAAGGUUAGUGAAGGAUUAGAUUUUGCUGAUCAUGCUGGACGAGCUGUAUUGGUCAUUGGUAUGCCAUUUCCCGCAAGGAAUGAUCCCAAGGUUAGAUUAAAACGUGAAUUCUUGGAUGAACAGUUGUUCCAGCGAGAUGAUGCAAGCAAGUCGCGAUAUCUAUGCGGAGAAGUUUGGUACUCUCAACAGGCAUCAAGAGCUGUGAAUCAGGCUGUUGGACGUGUAAUUCGCCACCGCCAUGAUUAUGGAGCAAUUGUUUUCUGUGAUGAAAGGUUUGCACACUCCAAUUCCCAAUCCCAAAUAUCACUUUGGAUACAGCCUCAUAUCAAGUGCCACUUUAAAUUUGGGGAUGUGGUUUUUACAUUGAGCCGCUUUUUUCGAGAUGGUCCUAAUAUCAAAUCGAUAAAUAAUGAUGACACGGAAAAUGUGACAGAGGUGAAAACAUCAGAACCUGUUGACAAAUUUUACCUGGAUACUUUUCUUGCUGCGCCCACACCACCAGAUCAGAAUCGCAUUGCGAAAUCAUUUUCUUCUUUACCUGAAUUUAGAGGAGGUAAGGACUCAAUGCAACUGCAGGAGGUUCUUCCAGCCAAUCGUUCAUCUCUCACUACUUGCAAGGAAAAUCAUGAUAAUAAAUUGAAACAUUUGAGUGGUCUAAUUCAUAAUGAGAAAAGAUUGCUUAUUUCUGAGGGGAAAAGUAUAAAACAUGCAAAUCAGGAGAUAAUUGAUUUAACCAGCAAACCUUUAUUUGACAAAAUACCAAGCAGAGAGAACCUGUUGGUACCAUAUUCUGCAAAGAAGCGUAGAGUACUUGACUCAAAGCAUGAUUUGAUGGGGCGGUUUGCAAAUACUCAAGAGCAAACUUCUAGUUCCAAGAGUUCGCAUUCAAAUAGUACGCAUUUUCCUUCUAGUGCGGUGAUCAAAACAGAGCCCCCAAACACAUCAGAUAAUAAAAGCAGACAAAAUGCUCAAGUUGUUUCAGUACAGCCCUCUAAAGAUCAUGGUUUUGCACAGAAGGUUGGUUCUGGGUUUUGUAAUGAGGAAAACAAAGGUGUUCAAACCACUUUGGUGCAGUGCAGUGAUGAGGAAAAGAGAGGGUCUGCAUUCUUGAUUCAGGUCAAAGAGAAACUUACAACAUCGGAAUAUAAAGAUUUUGUGGGGUUUAUGAAGGCACUGAAGUCUAAAGCAAUGCAGAUAGGCAAUGUUCUAGAAUCUAUUGUGAAAUUGUUCUCUGGACCAGAUAGAUUUCCUCUUCUUAAAAGGUUCAAAGAUUAUAUUCCUGCAAAGUAUCAUUCUUUAUAUGAUCACUAUCUUGAAGGAACUAAUGGAACACUUGAAAACCAAACAUAAGUAAAUGGAGGAACUGUACAAUGUCAUCACCUAAAAACUGCCCAUCUAAAACAAGAUUCCCUUUUCUUGUUGCGGUAUAACCUUAAAUCUCAAGCUAGAAGACUUUUAGCAUGCAUGUAAUACUCCAUGGAUCAGGAAACUUUGCAUAUAUAUUGAUCGUGCUGAGCUGGUAAGAAACGUGCCUUUUUAAUCUUUAAAAAUGAACAGAUCUAUAUUGUGAGAGUGCAAAGUACAACACUUAUUAAUUGUAAUUUUGACAGUUAAAUUAUAUUUGAAGACGGCCUAAUCUUUACUUGAUGGUUUUAUUUAAUGGAUCACAUUGGCUGUUUGUAAAUAGUUUUGAAGAGCCAUGAGAAAUAAAGGUGCAAUUGUGUUCAA